Messenger RNA from Clunio marinus, 3871 nucleotides. The record is from the annotation of a GenBank genome assembly. NCBI's taxonomy places the organism in Eukaryota, Metazoa, Arthropoda, Insecta, Diptera, Chironomidae.
AGUUCUCAGCAGUCGCUUCAUUGAAUCGCACGUAGAAAUUUUUUUCUUCAAUUCUGCUUCGCGAGGUACCUUUCCCGAUUUUCGUUUUUUGGAGAAAAGCUGUUUUUGAAAAGUAAACUUUUGAAAUCAAUAUAAAUAUUCUAAAAAUGGUGUAAUUGUGAGAAAAGUCCAAAAUGAAUUUUGAAAGAUUCAUGAAGAAACUUGUGAAGAAAGAAGUGAAAAAAAAUAUACGCACACAUACAAACAUUAAAAUUGAAAUUACACAUUGAGUUUUGGAUUGAAUGGUGAAAAAAAAAUGGAAAUUAAGACCAUAGGAAACCAGUACAGUCAAUAUGGCUCUUCGACCUUCUACAAGGGACUUCGUUUGACGAUACCGUCAACUGUGAAAACAGAAGUCAUCAAUAAUAAUAAUAAAUGUUUAAACCAAGCAAGCGCUAAAGACAGUUGUGAAGAUGAAAAAAAAUCUGAAAACGAAAGAAGUAUUACCAACAAUUGUAAGACAUUCAUUAUUGCUAUGGGCGAUUGCAUACCUGUUCGACCGUGGGCCGAUUCUCCAAUUGAAUGCCUUGCAGAAGUUCGAAUGAUAUGGAGAGAUAAAACUGAACAAUCACUUUUGCUAAGCUUAAGGCUUUUCUUUUUACCGGAAAACACUCCAAAAGGAAGAAAUAAUCAUGGCGAGGACGAAGUUGUUGCUGUUAAAGAUUUGGAAUCACCUAGAGGACGAAUAGUAAUUCGUGCUGAAGAUUUCACCUCAUGGGUCGUUGAAGAUUUGCAAUGGAAUUGGGGCCUUACAGCAAGUUUUCAUGAUAAGUCAUCAACAAAGCUUACUUCUUCUUCUAAUGGCAUACCUGUUACGUCACUUCUAUCAAACUCCAAACUAGACUUUAGUGAAGUGGAAAAAGAAAAGGAAAUAGUCGACAAUUUGCAUUCCAACGUGACUAUUUUGAGUUAUUCGAGAUAUUGCAGAUAUCGUGCGACACUUAAACGUUUAGAACACAUAGAAGAUAAUCAGAUUCGAAUUAAAUUGAUAGAAACAUUAAGCGGAUUUGUUGCUUCUCAACCUAAUACUCGAAUAAUGUUUGCUAAGGAGACAAUUGAUUAUCCGGAUUUGGAAUCACAUGAAAUGCUUUGUCCACAUCUUGCGCCAAAACUUAAAGGAAGACCACGAGGUCGUCGAUUGAAAAUUACCAGUAGAGUAUCCGAGUGUUCAUCUCCAGCUCCAUCUUCUGAAUUCUCUGUAGACAGUGGCGAAACAAACGAUUCAGAUGUGUUUGAUGGAAAACAUUUGAUGAAAAAUAAAGAUAAUCAGAAAAUGAGUCAACGAUUGACUCGAAACAAGAGAAAAUCGGAAUCAAUUCAGACAGAAAUUUACACGACAUUGUCAACUGGACGUGUUUCUAAGCAACGUUUACCUUUAUCGCCACUUAAAUCUGUUACCAAUAAAAGAAAAAAGAAAUCAAACGAAUCAGAUGAUGAACCAGAUUCGUCAUCCUCUGAGGAUAAUAAUGAAGACGAAGAUUAUGAUGACAAAUAUGUCAAUCGUAAAAUGAAACAAGAAUCGGGAUCGAAAAGAAAAGUUUCACUUAAAGAUGAUGAGAAUGGAAAUGAGCGAAACAGCGUUUCCAUUAUGAAUCUUAUACCAGCACUACAGAUCCCAAUAGAUGCAUACAAGAGUCCCGAAGAACUUGACUUUUUGAUUCGAUUAAACAACUUUAUGACCGAGAGAGCUCAAUCAUAUCCAAAAUUGGUGUGGAGUUUAAGAGAUGUCAACUUAUUUACAAUUUACACUCGAGUACAAAAACUUGGAGGAUUUGACGCAAUUGCUGAUAAUCGAGUGUGGAAGAAUCUGUUCGAAGAUCUUUCUGAACCUGGAAAGUGCAUUACUCAAGGCAUGACCAAACGAAAAUACGAAAGAAUUCUCUUGCCUUUUGAACGUUUCGAACGUGAGCUCAGAGAAAAUGGGAAAUAUAAAUCUGAACUUACAAUUUCAACGAUUCCAAAAGGGAAAGUUAACCAUCGAGAGUCUCAAUUUAAUCGCAAUCAAAAUAAACGCCCACGCUCAUCAUCGCCUGCAAUAGAAAUAAUUCCUUUGAAAAAUGGCUCAUCUGAUCAUUCGGAACUUACUUUUGAACAAAUCAAUGAAAUACAAAACAUUAUUAAACCAAAAGAUUACGAAAAUCAGCAUUUCUACAAUGGUCACAGUAAUGAUGGUGUCUCCGUUCCUGUUCAUGUGAUUGUUCGGCCAACAACAAGUACAUCAAUCGCUGAAAAGAUUGCAAACCGAAAACGUGGUUUUGAGAAUCAAAACAAUUCAUAUUCCUUUACAAACAACAAUCAACAAAAACCUAAAGAGAAAGAAAAUAUUCCUAUGAUGCCGUCAAGUACAACAAUCGUUCCAUUAAAAAGUGACGGUUUUCCAACCUUCUCUCCAACAAACGUCGUUGAGUUAAUCGACAGUGACGACGAAAGUAAUUGUCGCAAAGGAAAUCAAAAUAUGAAGAAGCGCAAGUUGGAUAUUUUGAGAGAAGGAGGAUUAGAAGUCACACCAAUAAGUCGUCGAGCUCAAGACUUUCUUAUGACUUAUCCCCAUCACAAUCCAGGUCGUUCAAAUACAAACAACAUGCAGCCAAAUGUCAGCUUAAUGUCACUCUCGCCAGCACGAGCACCUCCGGUAAUUCAAAGCUUCAAUAUGUAUCAGUCAACAAGUCAAGUGUUCAAAAAUCCAAAAGAAGAUGUCAUAAAUGCAACGAGAAGCUCGAAAUUGAGUUGCUUGGAUCUUACAAGUAAAACAUCAAACGAACAGCAACAUUCAUACCCGCAAUCUUCUGACAUGUUUCGUGAUGUUCGCAAGAAUUUGCUGUCAAUUGAAGAAGUUCAGAAAAAUUAUCGCGGUUCGAAUCCUGAUCUACAAAUUACUCUCGUAAAACCGAAUCCAGACAGUUCAGUUAGCAAUAAUAAUAACAAUAACAAUAAUAAUAGUAAUCAGAAAGUUGUUCAUCAAACUGGUUUUAAUAGACCAUCGACAAAGAAACUUAAAAAAGUGCCAUCACAAACACUUCCACCUGGUAUUCCACCAAUAAAUCCAGUCAUUAUUGCAGCAGCAAAUGAACUACAAAAACUUCAACAGCGACAGAACAUGCCACCGUUGUUUCCUUUUCUAUCGGGAUUAGACAUCACACCGUUACAACAAUCAACUUCCUCAAGAAUGCCAAAACCAUCGACGUCAUCACCAUCAUCUGAACAUAUAGACAAUGCGUUGUCAUAUUUGUCAGCACUUUAUUCAAAUCCACUAUUGCAGGGAAGCAACAUUUUGUCACCAGCUGCUGAAUUCUUGAAGCUUUACACAAGCUCAACCUCAGCUAAUCGAGUUCCAUCAAGUAAAAACUAAAAGUUUCAUUGAUUCAUCACUCAAAUAAAAAAUUUGCUAACGUACUUAGUUGCUGUUCAUUCCAAUCUUGUCAAGUCAUUUGCGGAUUUUCGUUUCUUUCAAAUUAUUUUAAUUUACGCUCGCUGGAAGUCUUCAAAAUUUAUUUACUUGUUAUUGCUUUGCUUAAUUCUGUUUUUUCUUUUUCUUCUUUUUUCUUACGAAAACAGCAAAAAUAUGUUUCGUAAUAUAUGUACGUAAAUAUUUUCAGAUAAGCUCUCUGAAAUUAUUGUUGCAAUUCAAGUGUGAUUUUCUCUUACAUUAAUUAGUUAUUAAAAUUAGUUAUCAAACAUUUGAAAUAACACUAAGCCCCUCUCAUGAAUAAGUAUGAUAAUUUUAGAAGUAAAAUUGCCAGAAGAACAUGUAAAAUCUUUUUUUACAAUAAUAUAAUUCAUUCAUUAAUAUGUGAAAAAUAUGAAAUGAAAUAAAAAAGAAUUUCACAAGAGA